This is a messenger RNA of Camponotus floridanus (Florida carpenter ant), 1980 nucleotides long. RefSeq names its product U3 small nucleolar ribonucleoprotein protein MPP10. The record is from RefSeq and is a predicted model, not a curated record. Gene Ontology annotation, biological process: rRNA processing. The coding region runs from base 106 to 1980 and encodes 624 amino acids. Gene Ontology annotation, cellular component: sno(s)RNA-containing ribonucleoprotein complex; small-subunit processome; Mpp10 complex. The transcript is spliced from 4 exons. NCBI's taxonomy places the organism in Eukaryota, Metazoa, Arthropoda, Insecta, Hymenoptera, Formicidae.
UCAAACAAUUGUGGCGCUUGCGUUAUGUGCGGUGUGUCCUCGUGGGGGACUUUUGUUGGUUGUAAGAUCUUUCUUUUAUAAAUAAUUAUAAGUGAUUAUAAGAAGAUGGCUAGCAUAUAUUUUUUUACUGAUAGUAUUCAAUCACUGGAACGAGUAAAGAGUGAGAAAACUAAAGUUGAUUUCACAGAUCUUACAAAACGUGUCUAUGAUUUUACUAAAGAGCAAUCUUGUAGAAAUACAAAUGCAUUGCCAGAAUUAGUUACGGAAGGUUUUGAUGAAGAACAAAUUUGGCAACAAUUGGAGCUGCAAAAUGAAGAGGAAAUAACGCAUUUAUCUAAUGAGAUCUCAAAAGUUUUAGACAGUAACAAGAAAUUAAUGAUUCCAGUGAGUUCCAUGAAACCUGAACUUAUGCAAAUUGAAAAUGAUAAUUUAGAGCAAGAGAAUGAAGAUAUAUCAGAUGACAAAGAAUCAGAGGGUGAAACUGAAAGAGUUCAAAGCAAUUUAAGAAAAAGGAAAUAUGAUAAAAAAAAGAAGAAAAAGUCCUCUGUUGUAGAUGACAAAUUUUUUAAAUUGCAAGAAUUGGAUGAAUACUUGACUAAGGAAGAAAAAAAAGAAAACCAAGAUGAAAAUAAUACUGAAUCUGAUGAUGAAUCCGUAGACUUAUUUAACAACUUUUCCGAGGAGGAGAAUGAAGUUAAUGCGGAAGGAAAAUAUAUAAAAUAUGCAGACUUCUUUGACAGCCCUGAGAGUGAGAAUGAACAACUUGAAAAUAAAAAUGCAAAUCGCGAUGAUAGUAUUAACGAUUCUGGAGAGGAAAGAUUGGAAAGCGAAGAUGAAGAAAUGGACGAUGAUGAAGAAGAUGAAGAAGAACACAAGAUUAAGAGAGUAAGAUUCAAUCUUACUAAUGAUUCAGACGAGACAGACAGUUUAGAGAAUAAAACAAAUCAUAAUAAGAAAGAUAAAGAGGAAGAAGAAAUAGAAAAAGAUAUAGGACAGAAAUCUACAUUAGAAGCUCGUCAAGACAGAUUAUUGAUGAGAAUUAAGGAACUAGAAGAAGAAGCGAUUGGUGAGAAACCUUGGCAAUUAAAAGGAGAAGUAAGUGGUCCAAAUCGACCGCAGAAUUCACUAUUGGAAGAAUUUGUGGAAAUUGAUGUAAAUAUAAGGCCAGCUCCUGCGAUUACUGAGGAAACUACUAUGAAGUUGGAAGACAUAAUCAAGCAGCGAAUCAAGGAUAAAGCUUGGGACGAUGUUGAAAAGAAGUUCAAGCCAGUUGAAACUCCGCUAGAAUAUAAGAAAAAGUUGAUAUUAGAUCAGGAGAAGAGCAAAGAAAGCUUGUCACAAAUUUAUGAGAAGGAAUAUUUGCAGCAAAAGCAAAAGCAAAUAGAUCCUGAAAAUAAUGAAAAAAAAGAAGAAGUAUCACAGUUGCAUAGUGAAAUUCGACAAAUGAUGCGUUUUUUAAUGUCAAAAUUGGAUGCAUUAUCUAAUUAUCAUUAUACUCCCAAGAUGGCUAAGCCUGAAAUUAAAAUUAUUAGCAAUGUGCCUGCAAUUAGAAUGGAAGAAGUGGCACCAAUCACUGCCAGUGAUGCUACUUUGUUAGCACCUGAAGAAAUUAAAACCAAACCACGUGGUGAUAUUAUUGCUAAGUCAGAAAGAACGAAAACCGAUAUGAAACGCGAAAGAAGGCGCAAGAAAUUGAAGCAACGAAUGCAACAGCAAGCAAUAGAAAAGAAAGAGAAACUAAAAGCACUAAAACCGGGAAUCUCUAAAAAAUAUGAGGAUAAAAAGGAAAGAGCUACGUUGCUUAAACAAAUAACUAAAGAUAGGAAUGUUACAAAAUUAGAUGAGACAAUGCAUAAAGUCGCAAAAUCUUCAACUGCAUUCUUUACGCAGUUACAAAAUCAAACUAAAAAUAAAGUCAAAAGGAAAGAUAGCUCCAAGAAAAAAAAUAACAUAAGUUCAGCUGUAAAAUUGAAAUUAUAA